AUGGAUUUCGGGUCCUUGGAGACAGUGGUGGCCAACUCUGCCUUCAUUGCUGCCCGGGGCAGCUUUGAUGGGAGCAGCACGCCAUCCUCCCGGGACAAGAAGUACCUGGCCAAGCUCAAGCUGCCCCCAUUGUCCAAGUGUGAGUCCCUCCGUGACAGCCUUGGUUUGGAGUUUGAGAGUGUGUGUGUGGAGCAGCCCAUCGGCAAGCGGCUCUUCCAGCAGUUCCUGCAGACUGACGAGAGGCACGUGCCAGCCCUGGAGCUCUGGAGGGACAUCGAGGACUAUGACACGGCUGACGAUGACCUCCGGCCGCAGAAGGCCCAGGCCAUCCUGGCUGACUACCUGGACCCCAAGGCCAAGCUCUUUUGUGGCUUCCUGGAUGAGGGGACGGUAGCGAAGGUCAAGGAGGGGCCUGUGGUCAGCCAGGACGGGCUGUUUCAGCCUCUGCUGCAGGCCACGCUGGCGCACCUGAGCCAGGAGCCCUUCCAGGAGUUCCUGGGCAGCCUGCACUUCCUGCGCUUCCUGCAGUGGAAAUGGCUGGAGGCUCAGCCCAUGGGGGAGGACUGGUUCCUGGACUUCAGGGUCCUGGGCAAGGGUGGCUUCGGGGAGGUGUCAGCCUGUCAGAUGAAGGCGACCGGCAAGAUGUACGCAUGCAAAAAGCUCAACAAGAAGCGGCUGAAGAAGAGGAAAGGGUAUCAAGGUGCCAUGGUUGAGAAGAAGAUCUUGGCGAAGGUACACAGCAGGUUCAUCGUCUCUCUGGCCUACGCCUUUGAAACCAAGACUGACCUCUGCCUGGUGAUGACCAUCAUGAAUGGAGGGGACAUCAGGUACCACAUCUACAAUGUAGACGAGGAGAACCCCGGCUUCCUGGAGCCACGUGCUGUUUUCUACACGGCACAGAUCAUCUGCGGCCUGGAGCACCUGCACCAGAAGAGGAUUGUCUACCGCGACCUCAAGCCUGAGAACGUGCUGCUGGACAACGACGGUAAUGUGCGGAUCUCUGACCUGGGGCUGGCUGUGGAGCUGAUGGACGGGCAGACCAAGACCAAAGGCUAUGCGGGAACUCCAGGUUUCAUGGCUCCCGAGCUCCUGCGGGGGGAGGAGUAUGACUUCUCUGUGGACUACUUCGCCCUGGGUGUCACCUUGUAUGAGAUGAUCGCAGCCCGAGGACCCUUUCGAGCCCGAGGAGAGAAGGUGGAGAAUAAGGAGCUCAAGCAGCGGAUCCUCUCAGAGGCCGUCAAAUACCCAGAGAAGUUCAGCCAGCCCAGCAAGGACUUCUGUGAGGCGCUGCUGGUGAAGGACCCUGAGAAGCGCUUGGGGUUCAGGAACCAGACAUGUGAUGCACUGCGUGUCCAACCCCUCUUCAAAGACCUUAACUGGAGACAGCUGGAAGCCGGGAUGCUGAUCCCGCCUUUCAUCCCAGACUCCAGAACCGUAUAUGCAAAAAACAUUCAGGAUGUAGGUGCCUUUUCCACGGUCAAAGGCGUGGUCUUUGACAAAGCUGACACGGAGUUCUUCCAGGAGUUUGCCACCGGCAACUGCCCUAUCCCCUGGCAGGAGGAAAUGAUCGAAACCGGCAUCUUUGGGGAGUUGAAUGUGUGGCGUGAGGAUGGGCAGAUGCCGGACGACAUGAAGGGGAUCUCUGCCGUGGAGACCUCCUCAUCCAAAUCAGGAAUGUGUCUGAUUUCCUAG
This is a messenger RNA of Otolemur garnettii (small-eared galago), 1692 nucleotides long. RefSeq names its product G protein-coupled receptor kinase 1 (gene GRK1). Gene Ontology annotation, cellular component: cytoplasm. Gene Ontology annotation, biological process: signal transduction; protein phosphorylation; visual perception. The record is from RefSeq and is a predicted model, not a curated record. Bases 1 to 1692 code for a protein of 563 amino acids. Gene Ontology annotation, molecular function: ATP binding; rhodopsin kinase activity. NCBI's taxonomy places the organism in Eukaryota, Metazoa, Chordata, Mammalia, Primates, Galagidae. The transcript is spliced from 7 exons.